UUAUAAAAAUUUCCUUUCUCCACUGAAAAAGGGGGAGCUCAAGGCCAUCAGGCUGAGAGAUAUGAAAAAACGUGGCAAAGGAUGUUCACUAGGCACUAAGAGAUUUAAAUCAGCUUGUAAAACUCCUAAAUCAAAUGCAAAGGGUCAACAACAAUAUAGAAAUGUGGAGAAGUAG
This is a messenger RNA of Funneliformis mosseae, 175 nucleotides long. NCBI's taxonomy places the organism in Eukaryota, Fungi, Glomeromycota, Glomeromycetes, Glomerales, Glomeraceae. The record is from the annotation of a GenBank genome assembly.